AGAGGAAUUCAUACGGUGGAGUCCGAGAGAGGGAACAAAGUGUAUGAAUCUGAUGUGAGAGAGGCAACAGAAAAGAGAGAGAGAGAGAGAGAGAGAGAGAGAGAGAGAGAAAGCAGCCCAAUCGUCCCUUUUGGAAGAAGGAAUAUUGAAGAAAAAAAGUAAACUAUUGAUCUCAUCCAUGGCUGCUUUCCCCGGCUGAGUUGUUCAGAAAAUGAAGACCACCAUUUUGGUCCCUUCUUCUCCCUGUAAUUAUUGUAUAAACCCAUUUUCCAAACGGAUCCAAUUCCAAUUCCAAAUCCAAAUCAACCCUUUUUUCCCAUCUCUCUCAAUCUCCACUCCAUGGGAAAUUACAGGGUCUGUCUCUGCUUCAUCAGAAGGUUCAAGAUGUCCAAGGACGAGCCCCCCUCCGACGUCAAGGAAGCCUUCCUCAACUACGCCGGCGCCGCCGCCACCAUGACCGCCGACCAGCUCCGCUCCUUUCUCCUCGACUUUCAGGGCGAUCCCGCGCCCUCGCUCGCCGACGCUCACCGGAUCAUCGACCAAGUCCUGCACCGGCGCCACCACGUCGUGUCCAAGCUCACCAAGCACACUCUCACUCUUGACGAUUUCUACUACUUCCUCUUCUCUGUGGAUCUCAAUCCCCCAAUUUCCGAUCAGGUCCAUCAGGAUAUGAGAGCUCCAUUGUCCCACUAUUACGUUUACACUAGCCACAAUACGUACCUGACUGGGAACCAAUUGAGCAGUGAUUCCAGCGAUGUGCCGAUUAUCAAUGCGCUGAAGAGCGGCGUGCGAGUCGUCGAGCUUGAUUUGUGGCCCAACUCUGAGGAAGAUGACAUAGAUGUUCUUCAUGGAAGGACCUUGACAACACCUGUGGAAUUUGUUAGAUGUCUGAAAUCAAUUAAAGAGAAUGCUUUCUUAGCAUCUCCAUAUCCUGUAAUAAUUACUCUAGAAGACCACUUAACUCCUGAUCUUCAAGCUAAAGCAGCUGAGAACAUAAAGGAAACAUUUGGGGACAUGCUGUUCGUUCCUGAAUCGGAAUAUCAACAAGAAUUCCCUUCGCCUGAUGAAUUGAAGUAUCGGAUCAUUAUUUCGACAAAACCUCCUAAAGAAUACCUCAGGUCCAAAAAUGUGAAAGGGGAGAGUUCUUUCACUGAUGAUGACGAGACUGAUGAAGAAGAAGAUGGCGAUGAUACGAGUGAGAGUGAGUCCAGCGAGAGUGAUGACAGUGAUUACGAAUCUUACGCCACGGGUGUAUCAGAAUACAAACGCCUAAUUGCCAUUCAUGCUGGAAAACCAAAGGGAGGUUUGAAGGAAGCUCUGAAAGUUGGAGCUGAUAAGGUUAGACGCCUUAGCUUGAGUGAAAAAGCACUCAAAAAGGCAACUAAAUUUCAUGGCAUGGAAGUCAUUAGAUUCACCCAGAAGAACAUCUUAAGGAUAUAUCCGAAGGGAACUCGAGUAAAUUCUUCCAACUACAAGCCACAGAAUGCUUGGUUACACGGGGCACAGAUGGUUGCUUUCAACAUGCAGGGACACGGAAAAUCUCUCAGCUUAAUGCGUGGCAUGUUCCGAUCCAACGGAGGUUGUGGUUAUGUGAAAAAGCCCGACUUUCUACUGACGGUUGAUCCCGAUAGCAAGGUGUUUGAUCCUAAUGCAAUCCUGCCAGUUAAAAGAACUUUGAAGGUGAAAGUCUACAUGGGUGUUGGCUGGAAUUUGGAUUUUGAUAACACCCACUUUCAUUUAUACUCCCCUCCCGACUUCUAUACACGGGUUGGAAUUGCAGGAGCUCCAGCUGAUGAGAUAAUAAAGAAAACAAGGAUCAUAGAGGAGACUUGGAGCCCUGUUUGGAACGAAGAGUUCACAUUUCCUUUGACUGUUCCUGAACUGGCGUUACUUCGAAUCGAAGUGUAUAGUUACAACAUUUCGGAUAAGGAUGUUUUUGGAGGACAGAACUGUCUGCCCGUUCCUGAAGUGAGGCCAGGCAUCCAUGCUGUUCCUCUUUUUGACCGCAAAGGAUCGAAGUACAGUUCUGUAAAGCUUCUAAUGCGUUUUGAGUUUUCCUGAGGAUAUGAUUUCUUUUCCUUUGGCAACAUCUCAGAGGAGUGAAUUUUUCCUGUCAGCCAUCUGUCCGUGCUGGAGAUUAUUGUUGUUCUUUGACUAGAAUGAGUUGGAUUCUUACAUUUUCAUAGGGUAGGAAUGAAGCAUCGAAUAUGGGUCUUCCACUUUUCUCUCUCUACUUUUUCCUUUUCCUUUGAUGCCAACUGUAAUACUAAAAAAAAUCAGAUUCCUUCUGUCUAAAGAGAGUGAUUAUUCUUGUAAAGCAAAAUAGAGCAAGGAGAAUAAAUGGAUCUAUGAACAA
Messenger RNA from Momordica charantia (bitter melon), 2356 nucleotides. Its product is annotated as phosphoinositide phospholipase C 4. Gene Ontology annotation, biological process: lipid metabolic process; release of sequestered calcium ion into cytosol; phosphatidylinositol-mediated signaling. Gene Ontology annotation, molecular function: phosphatidylinositol-4,5-bisphosphate phospholipase C activity. NCBI's taxonomy places the organism in Eukaryota, Viridiplantae, Streptophyta, Magnoliopsida, Cucurbitales, Cucurbitaceae. The record is from RefSeq and is a predicted model, not a curated record. Gene Ontology annotation, cellular component: plasma membrane.